AUGGUUACGCAGGGCAAAAGAAAGAGGUUAGCUAAGGCUACAGUUAGUUCGGAUGCAGAAAACUCCAGGGAAACACAGCGCCCAAGCAAUGAACUAUGUGGAUGGGAUGUCUAUAAUGCUGGAGCAGAGCCACCCGUCAUCGACGAUGCCGUUGCUGAAGACCCAGAAGCUGCCAGAGUGGAACGGGAGUUAUGGGUUUACUUACCCUUUACAGACCAAGAAUUGACGGAUACCACGCUGACCAGCGAGGAGGUCGUAAGGAUGGUAGAACGCGGCUAUCCCGCCCUUGCAACCAGUGCCAUGGCGGACUUCUACCAGUCAGCUCGUGACCACCUGCCUAAAUCGCCGCCGCUCACCAUCUCAGUGCGCGAGGAGUAUCCGACGACAUGGCCAACUACAAACACAGCAAUGGAUAGCUACUGGGGCCAAGCUACCGAUGCGGAGAAAGCUCUUCACCCUCCUGACCACCAGGUUGACUCUACAGACGACUUUGCAUGGCUUGAUAUGUCAGAGAGGUUUUCAGUCAAACCCUGUGGAAGCCCCGACGACUCUCUCAUGCCAAAAUGCGAGGGGGAUGAUUCACAAGAGCAGCAUAACUCGCAGGAGGAGGGUGACUCGCAGAAGGACCGCCGCAAGAGACCUAGGAAGCAGGGUCGGGUCAGAAGUCACCAGCCUCUCAAUGUCCAGACGGCUGCCCAAAAGACAACAUCAGUGGAGCAGGACGAGUGUGAUGUGAGCUACACAAAAGAUGACGACUUCAAAGACGAUACCGAUCCGCAGACCGUCGCCGAUGAGCGACGUGCAUGGUCACCUAUUUACGUCCCUUUCUCCGGCGAUGCCUUAUUGGACAUCACCCUGACUAGCGACGACGUUGUGCGCAUGUUUGAGACCGCAUACCCUAUACUCUCAACAUCCAACCACAGGAUUAGAACCUUUUGGGACUCGGUCAAUCAGCACCUCCAGAGCUCACCAGCGUUCCGCAUACCUGUCCGAGAGGUCGAUCCACACACUUGGCCUCUGACAGACCCUGUCGUUGACGGGCUAUGGGGAGAUGUAACCGCCGCAGAAGAAGCUGGUCCCUGGGGGGACAGCUCCAUGUCCCUUCUUCGCCAACUGCCAGCCGACGUCCGCGAGUUCUGGGACUCCGCUGCCCACGUCUUUAUCCGUCUGUCGAACUCCAAAGUUGCCCUGAUUGUCGGGAACGUGGCAAUCCGUUCGUACACUUUGUAUCUCAAGUUAAUGGCCAUCCCGCAUACCACUUUCUGGGUCUUCGGGAAAAAGCGCUACGCCUCUGAGAUCCCACUGGCCUGGCUAGAGGCCUCGGCCAACGGUCGUGUCAUCAAUCGCAUCAGUUUCGCCAUCAACCACCCAGAAGCUUUCAACAGGAAUCGUGGAUCAGUAGUGACUGACAUACAACGCCAGUACGCUUUCAGGGAGAGGAUCAUCGACUUUUGCCAAGCGAAGAUGUUCGGACGCAUCCAUCUGCCCGGCUUUCUGUCUACUACUUCCUACGUGUUUCAGUUAUCAACUGGCAGCAUACUCCCAGUCAAAGCUCUCUUCGAACGCAGCAAAGGAAACGACACGAUCAAGGAACACUUCAGCCGGCCAACUCUCGACACUAGCUCUUUAGACAAGACCAUGGAGAGGAUUGCUGGCCUCAGCGUCGAACAGCAGUUGGCUAUCAAGGCCAUCCGGAAAUCAGUGAACGUAAAGCUGGCUGAUGCGCUAAGCUAUUGGAAUCGCGCCGAUAUCAAGCUUGAGUAUGCCGGAUACAUUGUGACCUACAUUCUGUUGACCACUACGUGGCGGAACCGAAAGGCGUCAACGGUGUCGAGGACCAGAGCGACUGCUGACCAGCAACCACCGGAGAUACAGGAGGAAGAAAGGCUUCGGCACAACGCUCGGCAGGUCGCCCGCCGCAACGCAAAAAGCGGUAUUGACUAUAUUGCGAAGGCACCUCAUACCCGAGAAAAACUGAACAGGCUCUAG
Messenger RNA from Alternaria ventricosa, 1989 nucleotides. RefSeq lists its product as uncharacterized. The record is from RefSeq and is a predicted model, not a curated record. NCBI's taxonomy places the organism in Eukaryota, Fungi, Ascomycota, Dothideomycetes, Pleosporales, Pleosporaceae. The transcript has 4 exons. The coding region runs from base 1 to 1989 and encodes 662 amino acids.